Molecule: messenger RNA, 7931 nt
Organism: Oncorhynchus nerka (sockeye salmon)
Lineage: Eukaryota; Metazoa; Chordata; Actinopteri; Salmoniformes; Salmonidae
Product: beta-1,3-galactosyl-O-glycosyl-glycoprotein beta-1,6-N-acetylglucosaminyltransferase 3-like
Exons: 2
Coding region: 5850-7190 (446 amino acids)
Cellular component (GO): membrane
Molecular function (GO): acetylglucosaminyltransferase activity
Source: RefSeq, a predicted model, not a curated record
AAGAAAAACACACCUAAGUAUCGGAAUGAACUGGGUAAAAUGCUUGCCCAUAGUGUUAAUGACUAUUAGAAUAACCCCUGAUAGGGAGGAGCUAUCUCCAUUUGAGAAGGUUUAUGGUAGACCCUAUAGAAUUCCCCAAUUAGGACGAUUGGAGGUAGCAGAUAUAGAAAUAGAAAGCAGUAUGGUGGAACACAUGAGGAGGUUGUUCAUUAACCAAACCCGUAUAUCAAAAGUUUUAUGCCCAACAGGAGAACUACAGAAGGAGGUGGCACACAAGAUUCAACCAGGAGACUGGGUCUGGGUCCAAUCACUAAAGAAAAAAAUGGAAGCAGCCACGGUGGGAGGGACCAUUCCAAGUACUCCUGGUGACUGCCUUCGCGGUGAGAUUAGCCGAAAGAGCAACCUGGGUGCAUAUCACACAUUGUAAGAGGGUAAGACACCUUGUCACUGUCAAACAAUCACAGGAGUAGGAGAGGAACCGUAACCCAUAGGGUACGGGGGUCAAACUCCUUCUGAAGAUUCCCUAAUACCCAACUUUUCCCCAGCUGUGAGCGUUCAUAGAAGUGAAGUGAUGGCUUGGCCUCUGGCUGUUGAUAUGUUCUCUGGGAGAGGGUGGGGCUUCACAUGUGCGCUGACCGUCCUGAGCUGUUUAAUUGUGGGGGUCAUAUUCCUGAUCCACCAUGAUCCCCCGGAGAAUGCCAAAGAGGCUAGCUUGACUCAUGUGCUAGACGAGGGAACUUUGAUAUUACCAAAGCAUCUCAAAAGGUCACUGAAACAAAACAGUAAGAAAGUGAGAGUGGAAUUGGGUAAGGAUAUCUCAGUCUAAUUUUAUGUAGACCAAAUGGGGUCAUUCACUCCUUGGCGGUCUAGAACCAUGGGUCUCUAUGGGAAGUAUUUGUGGAAAUCACCGUGUAAUUCAUGGAGUCAGGUCAUAGCUCACACUGAAAGGGAUGGCUAUGUAAACCCAUACACCCAAUUUGGGACCAGAUGGAGUAUAGUAAGGGUUGGUGUUUCGGACUGUGUUCCCGAGCAGAGGAAGUAUUGUAUAAAGGUGCAAAUUAACAUUAAAGCGGUCAAGACCCAGGAUCUCGGGUUAUGGUAUGUAGGCUUUGACCAGUUUUCAACUGAUACUAUGAUACCGUUCCAGGUGGCAGAGGUUAGAGUUGAUAAGGAGAAUAUGGUUGGCCGGAGUUCAACCAAUCUCUCUAACACAACGGAUAUUCCUAGUGUAAUCAUCCAGGGUAAAGGACCAGUAGGAAUAGUUCAGACCAAAGACCUUAAAUAAGUUAUAGAGGUGGAGACUGGGUUUGGGGAUUCCAACUUAUGGUUGGAAAGGAUUCAAUAUACGGCCAGAUCAGUAGCUAAAGAAUUAUUUUAUACCUUUAUUUAACUAGGCAAGUCAGUUAAGAACAAAUUCUUAUUUUCAAUGACAGCCUAGGAACAGUGGGUUAACUGCCUGUUCAGGGGCAGAACAACAGAUUUGUACCUUGUCAGCUCAGGGAUUUGAACUUGCAACCUUUUGGUUACUAGUCUAACUCUCUAACCACUAGGCUACCCUGCCACCCCGAAUGUUAUGCCUGUGCAACUGCAAAACCCCAGUUGACAACUAUCCCUUUUUCACUUAACGGAAUGAAUUCCCCUAAGGGAAUGGCCUGUAUGGUAAAGCUGUUCACGAAAGCAGGAAUGCCAGAUAAUGACAGAUGUAUUGAUUUGCACUAUUCAUAUCCCCAGGUUCCCCUUAAAUCAAGACUUUCUCCCUUUACAGUGACCGGAAGAGAAUAUUACUGUUUGGCCCGGUACAGUACUCAUGGGAAAUAUGUGGGGGAAGUUAGUACCUGCAAUAGGACAGAAAAUAUUACCACUGACGAGACCAUGUCUGAUUUGACAGGCUGGUUGAACUCUGGGGAUUUCAAUAAGGUAAAGUGGGCCAGGGCUGACAUCUGGUGGUUGUGUGGGGGAAUGAUGUUCUGGCCAGUAUUACCGGCAGAUUGGACAGGAUUAUGUGCUCUUGUACAUUUGGGAAUGCCUUUCACACUCAUUCAAAACCAAGACAUGAAGUUAGCCAAACGGGAGAAAAGAGGUACUCCAUCUGGGUCUUUUGAUGACAGAGUAUAUAUUGAUAACAUUGGGGUUCCACAGGGGGUGCCAGAUGAGUUCAAAGCAAGAAAUCAGAUCCUAGCAGGAUUAGAGUCAAGCAUUUUCUGGUGGUCUACUCUCAAUAAGAACGUGGACUGGAUUAAUUAUAUUUAAUAUAAUCAACAGCGCUUUAUCAAUUAUACCAGAGAUGCUAUUAAAGGUUUGGCAGAACAGACUGAAGCAACCAGCCUGAUGGCUUGGCAGAAUAGAAUUGCAUUAGAUAUGUUAUUGGCUGAAAAGGGAGGAGUAUGCGUGAUCUUCGGGAACAUGUGUUGUACUUUCAUCCCAAAUAACACAGCUCCGGAUGGAUCAUUGACCAAAGCCUUAGCUGAUUUGACCACCCUCUGGGGUGGACACUUCUCUGACUAAUUGGUUUGAUAGUACGUUUGGAAAAUGGAAAAAUGUUAUGAUCACUGUGUUAUGGGCUACAUUCACCUGUGUCACUGUUUUAGUUUUAUGUGGCUGUUGUCUAAUUUCCUGUGUACGAGGCCUUAUUUCCAAGACUCUGGAGAAAUCGAUGACACAACAGAUGGUGAGGUACGGGCCUAUUCCAGGUUCUGGCCCGUGGAGUGCUGAAUGCAUGUCUACAGAACAAGUAGAUGAAUCUGGAUCCUUCAUUUGCGGGGAACUUAUGUUUGGAAAUGUACCCGGACACCUGACUGGCUUUGGCACAGGCCUCCACAUGCUUCACAGCACUCUGUGACAGAUCUGGAUGCUGCAGGGCCUGCUGGGUCAGCUCAGGACACGACACAACCUUCUGAGUUAAGCCUAGACAAUCAAACCUCCUCAGGAUCAUCUUGAUCUCAGAGGGGUUACUGGGGUCAGCACACAGGAUUGACUCCCAGAGGACUGUGGCCUUGCGCUGGUCAGCAGUUCCAGCACGGUAAGUGGCUUGGACUUUGGAGUCAAGAGAUGGAGCUGUGGUCGGGUUGUUCUCACUAGAGAACAGAGACUUGGCUGGUAGGCCACUUUUAAUAUGGAGACUGAGGUUCUCUAAGGUGUGUCCUACAGUAACCUCAGCACACAGAUCCAAGAAAAUGUGUUUUCUCUCAGAAGAGAGAAUUAGAAGAGAUUAAUCCUAUGUACACCUGAAGAAUGGGGAUAGUAUUUCGAUUUUACAAGCUAGUUGAAUUUACACUAUUUCUUAAAGACCCACUCCAGCCUCCAUAGCACCUCAGUUAUCAUCUGAUUUACUUAACAAAAGGUGCAUUUCAGUAGCUGGUGCAGAUCUCCUCAUGACAUGGCACAAGUGGAUGGGUGGGCAUUUUGUCCUCUAUUGCUCCUCUAUUGUUCCAGCAAUCAAAGGGGAAUGCUGAUGACAUCUGAGUUCACCAAUCAGAGAGACCAACUCCUUGAAUACAUUUUUUUCUUCUCCUGAAAAACACUAUUUUGCUCAAGUAUGUUUACUUCACCCUUACGUGCCGGUACUUUACUGUAUAUAUACUCGGAAUAUCGUUUUUCAAUGGAGGAAGAAAAAAAAUAGCUGGAGAGUGUCUUUAACAAAUAGACGUCUUGAUUUGAAAGGCUCUGGGAAGACAAUUAUUUUGACUAUUUAGAGUGUUUGUCAUAGGCCUACAGGUCAAACCAGUCCACUUUCUACUAAUGUAGUUUAUGAAAGUUAAAUCAGGAAGGCUGGUCUGAAUGCAUAGUCGUGGGAAGUAGGGGUGCACCAUCAGCACCCCCUGAAAUAUAUGAAGAAAUAUUUUUUUUUUUAAUAGUUCUGUAUUAGCGGACCAAUAAAGUCGUCUCCUCCUGCUCAGCAUCAUUCAAAUGCCAAUCUUUGAACAUCUUUGCCCAAAAGUGUUGAUAUUCAUUCAUCCUCAUCCAUUACACCUAAUAGCACAACAAAUGGCGUAAUACCAAUAUAAUACCAAUAUAAUACCAAUACCAAUAAUAAAUAUGUGACUUUUCUUUCUUCAAAAAUGCAUAAAACAUUGUGUAAAAAUAUCAUGAAGCCAACAACAACAAAAAUACCCACAAUCCUCUAAUAAGGAGCCACAUGUUAAGUUGUUGCAAGAACAUAACAUUCUUAAGUUGAGAGAAAAUAUUAUGCAAGUUGUUUUUACAUGCAAAUAAUCAUUCAGUUUUGCAAUAUAUUAAAUUGAAUUUACAUUUUCAAAAGUCAAGCUUUUUUAACACAAAAAUUAAGUAAAACCAGAAACAUGCAUGAAAAUCAUUACAUUUACUAAGCCACUGAAUAUUUUUUUUUUACAGUGCACCACCAGAUGGUUUGGACUUUACCACCACCUCCUCAGAAGGAAAUCAUUUGGCAGAAAUAACAUAUUGUUUUACUGUAUCUGUAACGGUUCUCUUGUGGUGAAGGAGAGUCGGACCAAAAUGCAGCGUGUAGAUUGCGAUCCAUGUUUAAUAAACAAACGUAAAACACGAAUCAAUUACAAACACUACAAAACAAAGAACGUAACGAAAACCGAAACAGCCUAUACUUGUGAAAACUAACACAGCGACAGGAACAAGGACACUAAGGACAAUCACCCACGAAACACACAAAGAAUAUGGCUGCCUAAAUAUGGUUCCCAAUCAGAGACAACGAUAAACACCUGCCUCUGAUUGAGAACCACUUCAGACAGCCAUAGACUUAACUAGAACACCCCACUAAGCUACAAUCCCAAUACCAACACACCACAUACAAAAACCCCAUGCCACACCCUGGCCUGACCAAAUAAAUGAAGAUAAACACAAAAUACCUCGACCAGGGCGUGACAGUAUCAUUUAUCAAUACAACUGUCAAGCAAAGCCUUGUUAUUGCCUCUUUAGCGACACAAUUGAAGCAAUAAGGAAAGCUGUGAUGGGAAUUUCAGUUUACUGUAAUUGACCCCAACCAUUUCCCUACCAUAACCUGCUCCAAUGUUGUUUUCAGUUUACUUCCUGAAUUGAGUGAAUUGACCACAACCAACCCCGGACUCUCAUGACAGGUUUAACUAUUACAAUUAGUAGCUGGAGAUCUGGUCCUGGUAGCCAAGAUGACAUCCAACCAUGACCUGCAUAGGGCCAACUGUUUUAGAUGUUCAUGACUCUAUAUGAAAAAAAUAUAUUGUAAUAUCCAACAAUAUUGGUUGCGUGGGGUAAAUUGGUUAGAAUUGUGUACUUUGGAGUAUCAUGCCAUUCAUUGGAACUGCUGAAAAUGUUGGUACCUUUUAAUUUAAAGUAUAAAGCCAUGCCUACUAAAGUGAAUGAUUACCUACUAAUUUUAAUGUGAAGUGUGUGUGUGUGUGUGUGUGUGUGUGUGUGUGUGUGUGUGUGUGUGUGUGUGUGUGUGUGUGUGUGUGUGUGUGUGUGUGUGUGUGUGUGACAUUAAUCAUUUAACAGCAGUUCUCCCAGGCUAUGGUCUGCACAAAUACUAAUAAUACAUACAGUACCAGUCAAAAGUGUUGUAUGUAUCCAACAAUAUUGAUUGCGUGGGGUAAGUGGGUUAGAAUUGUGUAAUUCAGAGCAUCAUGCCAAAACUUGGAAAUGCUGAAAAUUGUGAUAUUGUAGGUUAGUAAUUCAUUUUCAACCACAUUUGUUCCAUGUUUUGUACCUUUUAAUUUCAAGAGUUUGUAGGCAGUAUAAAGCCAUGCCUACUAAAGUUAAUGAUUACCUACUCACUUUAAUCUGAGUUGAGUGUGUGUGUCAUUCAUUAUUUUACAGAAGUGCUCCCAGACUAUGGUCUGCACAAAUACUAAUAAUACAUUCUUUAGAUAAAUAAUUUUGUUAUGGGUCCUCUUAGGCGAUCUUUAUCACAUAUAUGCUUCUUCAGAAACCUCUUUCUCAUCCUAAUGUCUGCUUUAAUCUCACUUCUCCUCUGGAACACUCUGAGACGCCCAACCUGUUCUGAGAGAAGCCCGCUCCCAGCACCUGACCUCCUGCCACAAGACUACGCAGACGACCUGCCUGCCUGCUCAGCCAUCAUCAGAGGAGACCUGAAGGGCAUCGACAAGGAGCAGCUCAGAAGACUUCUGAAAACAAAGAAUAAGCCCAAGCUUCUGUCUGAGGCGUUCUACCACGACGUGACCCGAAACUGUAAAACGUACGCUACAGGCAGAGGGUUCGUCAUGAUGCCCCUGAGUGUGGAGGAGAGAGACUUCCCCAUCGCCUACUCCAUGGUGGUCCAUGAGAAGAUUGAGAUGUUUGAGCGACUCCUGCGUGCCGUGUACACACCUCAGAAUGUAUAUUGCGUGCAUGUGGACCAGAAAUCCUCAGAAGAAUUCAGGACUGCAGUAAAGGCUAUUGUGACUUGUUUUACCAAUGUGUUUGUGGCAAGUAAGACAGAGAGUGUGGUUUACGCAUCGUGGUCUCGAGUGCAGGCAGAUCUAAACUGUAUGAAGGACCUGUUGAAGUCACCUGUCCAGUGGAGGUACCUGCUCAAUACCUGUGGAACAGAUUUCCCCAUUAAAACCAACGCAGAGAUGGUUCAGUCACUCAAACUGCUCAACGGGAGGAACAGCAUGGAGUCUGAGACCACCGUCGACUAUAAGAAACACCGGUGGCAGUAUCAGCACAAUAUAACCAAUAACAUAGUAGUCAGAACAGACGUUACGAAGAGCCCUCCUCCAAUCAGCACCCCCAUGUUUUCCGGAAAUGCCUAUUUCGUGGUCUCCAGGGACUUUGUCCAUCACGUGUUUGACAGCCAGGAGGUUCGGGCCCUGCUGGAGUGGGAGAGGGACACCUACAGUCCUGAUGAGCACCUGUGGGCCACUCUGCAGCGCAUGCCCUCAGUGCCAGGGUCUAACCCUCCUCACGCCAAGUACCAUGAAUCAGACAUGAACGCCAUCGCUCGCAUGGUAAAGUGGAGUUACCUGGAAGGAGAUGUGAGGAAAGGAGCCCCAUAUCCACCCUGCUCCGGUGCCUCCAGGAGAGCUGUGUGUGUCUACGGGGCUGGAGAUCUACGGUGGCUCCUACAACACCACCACCUCAUCGCUAACAAGUUUGACCCAGAGGUGGAUGAUGUAGCCGUUAGAUGUCUGGAGUCCUACCUUCGUUUUAAAGCAACAUAUGGUUCAUCUGGAAGUAUCUGGAAAAAGCCACGAAAUGAGAAAGGUUUGCACAUACCGUAAUGUACAUUUUUUUUAAAUUUGUGUUUUGGUAUAAUUUUUACGUGGCUGUUUUACCUAUUGAAUUGAACACACUGAUUGGAAGAGGCUAUGGAUAAGAGCAUCUGCUAAGUUAUACCAAAAAUGUGCAUUUUCAUGUUGCAUUUAGAAUACACUCUCUAAACAACAGUUAUAUAUUUACACAGUCUAUAUAAUGUCAGUAUAGGUUGUAAAAAAAAAAUCAUAAUUGGGGUGUUCAAAUAUGUUGGGAAUUGUGGCACAGGAGAGUCUGAAAAGAAUGAAAUACCCUAACCCUGUUCAAUGUCAGCAGCAAUUUCCGGUGUGAAAUUAGACAGUCAGAGGAUUUUCUUCUGAAUAACUGGUCAGGGUAUACCACGUUCCAUUCAACUUCAGCCAACUUUGAUGUAAAGGCUUGAUAACACCUGUACUGACUACUUCUAUACGUCAUGCCCAUUGUUGCUUGUCGAUUGUUCACUAGAAAAAGCAAUCACUUGGUUGCGGUGACUGAAAGGCUUGGAUAGCUGUGGAUUAGUGAGGAAUGUGGCCAGAGGUCAGGUCAGAUGAAGGGAGAAGGAACCGUUUUAUUACACACUUCAUCUGCCGAGCAGCAAAGAUGUAGUGUUUAGAGGUGCAACGAGGAGACUAUGCCUAAAGGAGGGUAUAAAUAAUGGUGCUGGUGGGAACAUGAUUUUGUCUUUUCAGCUAUUUGACCCAGUGGGUGAAUAAACUUGGUUUGAGCUUUGA